ACCGCCAUAGUGAGAUGACGGUGAGAUCUUCAAGUCUAACCGAUCAGUUCCUCAAAUAGAGUAGGCUUUGUUCGAUUCUAUUCGGUUCGACUGGCUCGGGUGGGCUUGGUUCAAUUCGGUGCAAAUCGGCUUGGUUUGGUUUGUUUCGGUUCGAUUUGACUUGGUUCGGCUCGAUUCAGUUUAGUUUGGCUCGAUUCUGUUCAACUCGAUUCAACUUGGCUCGGUUCGGCUAGGCUUGGCUCAGGUUAUGGUUGAUUGAUUUGAAGGAAAAGUCUAGAGCUUAGGAGAGGAAGUAGCAAUGGUUGAUCCUAGACAAGAGAAACAUGUACGGAUAAGGAUGGUGACCAUGGACAAUAAUGGAGGCCCCAGGAGACUCAGAGCAAAAUGAAUACAUGGACAUGCAAAUUCUAUCAUUCCAUUCUCUUUUUCUCUCACUUCCUUUGAUCUGUGGAUGUAUACGUUUGAAUAAUUGGCUCAAAGAAAGGAGUUUUAAAUGAAGUUUCAGGGGAGUCAUGCAGCCUGAAGUCAAAUCGUUGUGAAAAAGCUAGCCAGUACAAGAUGGUGCAGAACAUUGAAAAGAAGACAGUUGAAAUCAAAGUGAAAAUGGACUGUGAUGGCUGUGAAAGAAGAGUUCGCAAUUCUGUUUCCAACAUGUCAGGUGUGAAAGAGGUAGAGGUGAAUAGAAAGCAAAGUAAGGUAACAGUAACAGGUUACGUGGAUAGAAACAAGGUCCUAAAGAAAGUACAAGGAACAGGAAAAAUAGCUGAGUUUUGGCCUUAUAUUCAGUACAACUUGGUUGCAUAUCCCUACGUGGCACAAGCAUAUGACAAGAAGGCACCAUCUGGGUACGUGAAAAACACUGAACAAGCAUUCCCCAACCCAAACGAUGAGAAACUCACAUCUCUCUUCAGUGAUGACAACCCUAAUGCAUGUUUAAUCAUGUAAACUAUUUUCAGUACAAGAUCAGAGCUACCUUGCAAGUUCCUAUGCUUCACUGCUUCAUCUCUGCAUAUAUAUAUAUAUAUAGUUUCUUGGAGACUAUUUUUAGGUUCUUCUUAGCUGUGUUGUGUUUCUUUAAUGGCUACAAUUUUGGUUCUGCUUAUAAGUUCGUAUAGAACUUGGAGGAAUACAUGGAAAUUCUGCAUUCAUAGCUCUGUACUUGUGUUUAAAUUUUAAUCACUGAUCUUAUAUUUCUUACCUA
Vigna angularis (adzuki bean) is the source of this 1201-nucleotide messenger RNA. RefSeq names its product heavy metal-associated isoprenylated plant protein 20. The transcript has 6 exons. Lineage: Eukaryota; Viridiplantae; Streptophyta; Magnoliopsida; Fabales; Fabaceae. Gene Ontology annotation, molecular function: metal ion binding. The coding region runs from base 559 to 945 and encodes 128 amino acids. The record is from RefSeq and is a predicted model, not a curated record.